Molecule: messenger RNA, 1905 nt
Organism: Tigriopus californicus
Lineage: Eukaryota; Metazoa; Arthropoda; Copepoda; Harpacticoida; Harpacticidae
Exons: 4
Coding region: 275-1345 (356 amino acids)
Biological process (GO): regulation of apoptotic process; apoptotic process
Source: RefSeq, a predicted model, not a curated record
CCAGUUCCCAUGUUCCAUUGAGGUCGUGAGCCAGUGAGUGAAGAGCAUCUGCCAGGGAACGAUGUAACUUUGUGGAUCGCCAUCGAGCGUGAAAGCAUGUGGUUGCUUAGAGUUCCACUUCGAACACGCUUGAAGCCCAUUUUGUCAUUGUAGCUGACAGUUACCUACUGCCUACCUAGAUUCGUCGCCAUUGUUUUCUUCAAUUGAACAACAUGGUACCCAAGGUGAAGAGCCGGCCCCGAUAUCUCCAUUCCAUGGUAUCGAUUUGAGGUCAAUGGUUCUGUAUCAUGUGGAUAGACCGAUUGAGGAACCUCUCGGUACUAUGACCAGCAGGCCAGGCAACAAACGACCAAGCUUAACUCGCGCAGAGACGAUAGAAUCUUGCAACUCGGAUGAUUUAGUGACCGUCCUUGAAGUGCACGAUCGCAAGCCCUACAAAAUCAUGGACCGGAGCCGAGAAAUCAAGAAAGGUGUCAUGGCUGAGUCCCUCUUAGAACUCAUUGAACGUGGAAAAGAAAAGCUCAACUACCCAAUGGAUAAGGAGGUGUAUGUCGUUCUAGAAGAGGAUGGAACAGAGAUUGACGAGGAGGAAUACUUCCAAACCUUACCUGAGAAUACCUUGUUGAUGUUGCUUCACGUUGGCGACAAGUGGUCCCCUUUUGGUCCCCCAUUCACGCCUCCCUCGUCCAGCAAGAGUCGAUAUACCAGGGAAUUUGACUUUUGUACGACCUCAUCCACCCCCCUUUCAGACCCGAAGGACUUCACUAACGAUGGGAAUGGGCGGAAAACAGAUGACCUCAAGGCCAACCAACGCCACGUGUCAUCCGAACUGACCAACUUGUUGGAACGAUUGGAACGCAAUCCAGGGCUCACGGCUCUUUUGGCCACUCAUCAAUUGGAGCUAUUAGCUCAAAUGGAUAUCGAUCUCCUCUUGUUGGGCACAAUUUCCUCCCAACCUUCGGCCAUCCGUCAUUCAGACACACAAUGCUUUGAUCAGGACUUUCUCCACGAUGUCCAAACGAUGGCUUAUCAGUAUUUGGCCGAAAAAAGUGAGAUCCGAGAUGCUGUCGGACUUUUGAAACUUCAUCAACACCACCCACCGCUCAAGGAGACGAAGGGUCACCAGGAAAAACGCGAAGAUGGGUCCAAGAAGGCAGGCCUAAGGCCUAAGAAGAAGGCCAACUCCUCGCAAUCGUCCUCCUGCACGUCGUUAAUAAAUGACAAUGCCAGAAAUGGGAAGUGCCCAAAGAAUACUGGCCUUAACACGCACGUGAUCUCAGUGUCCACAACAGUGGAUAACCCUGGCUCAGUCCGUAUGCUUCGAAAGAAAGAGGAACAAAUAUGAGCACACUGAAGCUGAAGUGACGUACUAUUGAGCCACACGUUUUCUAUCUUUAAUACCCCCUGGCACAAUUUUGACCUAUCUUUUGUGCACCAAUAGCCAGUCCCUUGCUUCAUUCUUCUCCAUUUGCAGAAAGUGACAAAAAACCUCGGGAAAUUGCCGCAGAGGUAAAUUCUAGAGCACUCAUGGUUUGGACAAUUGUCUUGCAUGGCUCAGAAACAAAAAUGCCUGCAAUUUCUGCACCGGCCAAUUGUCAAGUCUGGCUUAGCUCAAACACGAGUGAGAUGAAAAUAAAAUGUCUUUCCACAUAUCCCCACCCAAUUCGUUCCCUUCAAAGCUCCCAGAUCAAUGUGAAUAGUCGUUGGCUACAAUAUCGGAUAUGACAAACCGCAAUUUUCUGAAUGUGUUCAAAGUGAAUGUGUUCACAUACUCUCUCGCACAUGCUUCUACUUGUACUACCAUUCUCCUCAAUUGUAACCUCCUCCACCACCAACCAACGGUCAUUUCUCGGAUGUGAUAUAUUUUUGCUCAUGAAUAAAUUACUCAUUCCUUGAGGGUGUUUA